GCCCUCCUCCCAUUGAGCGAGGCUGUGUCGCGUGGCCUAGCGUCGGCGUGACGGUUGGACGCGGGCGCGGCACUGCGGGUCCCGAUUGCUGCAGCCGCUUGUCAGUGUGAUGAAGAUUGGCACCCAGAGUCCAUGCACUUUCACUCAGGAUGAUCUGAGGCCUCGUAAAACGCUCAGUAACCAUGAUGGCCACACAGACGCUGAGCAUAGACAGCUACCAAGACGGGCAGCAAAUGCAAGUAGUAACAGAGUUAAAAACAGAGCAAGAUCCACACUGCUCUGAGCCUGACGUGGAAGAAGUGAGCCCUCCUCCUGUGGAGUCUCAGACACCGAUGGAUGCAGACAAGCAGGCCAUUUAUAGGCAUCCACUGUUUCCAUUAUUAGCUUUGUUGUUUGAAAAAUGUGAACAAUCCACCCAGGGCUCUGAAGGCACAACUUCUGCCAGUUUUGAUGUGGACAUUGAAAAUUUUGUAAGGAAGCAAGAGAAAGAGGGGAAACCCUUCUUUUGUGAAGAUCCAGAAACUGACAAUUUAAUGGUAAAAGCAAUCCAGGUUUUGCGUAUUCAUCUUCUGGAGCUGGAAAAGGUUAAUGAACUCUGCAAAGAUUUCUGCAGUCGCUAUAUUGCUUGUUUAAAAACGAAAAUGAACAGUGAGACCUUGCUGAGUGGGGAGCCUGGGAGUCCGUACUCCCCUGUGCAGUCCCAGCAGAUUCCAAGUGCCAUCACAGGCACCAUCAGCUCUCAAGGAAUUGUGGUGCCGGCGUCUGCGCUGCAACAGGGGAACGUGGCCAUGGCGACCGUGGCAGGUGGCACAGUGUAUCAGCCCGUCACGGUUGUCACUCCUCAAGGCCAGGUGGUCACACAGGCGCUAUCACCUGGGACAAUUAGGAUCCAGAACUCGCAGCUUCAGUUACAGCUAAAUCAAGAUCUGAGCAUCUUGCAUCAAGAUGACGGCUCAUCUAAGAAUAAAAGGGGCGUUCUCCCGAAGCAUGCCACAAACGUGAUGCGGUCCUGGCUCUUCCAGCACAUAGGGCACCCCUACCCUACUGAGGAUGAGAAGAAACAGAUUGCUGCUCAGACAAAUCUGACACUGCUCCAGGUCAACAACUGGUUCAUCAACGCUAGAAGACGGAUUCUCCAGCCCAUGUUGGAUUCCAGUUGUUCAGAGACCCCCAAGACAAAGAAAAAAACUGCUCAGAACAGGCCAGUUCAGAGGUUUUGGCCUGACUCUAUUGCAUCUGGGGUCACACAGCCGCCGCCCAGCGAACUCGCCAUGACGGAAGGAGCUGUUGUAACCAUCACCACACCUGUGAACAUGAACGUGGACAGCCUCCAGUCUCUGUCCUCGGACGGGGCCACCCUGGCGGUACAGCAGGUCAUGAUGGCGGGGCAGAGUGAGGACGAGUCUGUGGACAGCACGGAGGAUGACGGGGCCCACAGGUUUGAAAGAAGCUCCUGCACCUGCCUCUGCCAGUGUGGGGUGGCGACUCCCAGCGCGGCCCGCGUGGGACUCCAGCGAGUGGGUGGCGGUUUGACAAGUUACGUUCUCUCAUAUUCAGUGAGCCUGUUUCAUUUGCUAUAUAUAAAAAGAAACUCCUAUUUUUACCUUGCUGGAAUUAUUGGAUAAAAAGCUAUUUUUAUAAAUUCAUUAUGAAUUGGAUUAUGACUAUAUUGAGGAUAAAAUUUCUAGAGAAGAAACAAUACAUGCUUGCUAUUUCAAUUUGCAAUGUUCUGAAUUUACCAAAUUUAAGGAACCUGCCCAAAGUUAGCUCCCAUCCUGCGGUCUUCUGCUCCCUCAGGUAGUAAUUUACAUUUACUACUAUAAAACAAAAAGCUAUUAAUGAAAUGUUGGUAUUUUCAAGUUUUUCUUUAUAUAGAAUGCUCAGACUGAUGUAAACAUGUAUGGAAGGUGUUUGCUAAGUAGGACUUCGGGUAAGUGGGGUGGACGGUAGCCGGAAGGCAGCAGAGGAGAGCCCUCGCCGUGCGUGUGCCAGACCACCGAGACUUGACUGCAGCCUCACGGCUGCUUCACCAGGGCCACUGUGUCUUAUUUUAGGAUUUUUUAUUUGGAAUAUGUUAUGCAUAGAAUGUUUACUACAGACUAAUAUAAAAUGUGCUCUACCCUAUUGGCUCAGAGCUAGGGUAAGUAGCAAACUUCCUGACUUUGUCCCGUAGUUAGCAGAUACCCACAAAGGCGUAGCAAUGAAUUAAAAAUAAACUGAGGACGGCACCGUGGCAGGCGUCCCACCUAGUUGGUUCACACACAUUCACAGGGGGCCUCUGGUGUCAAUUGUUUUUCCACACAUCGUUUCAGAAUUUCCAGAGCCUUCCCUUCUCACUGAUGACCUGAGAUUGGGAAUAAUUUUUGGACUUCUGUCUUUUGGCACAAGACUUGGAAUGAUUUAGGACUUCUGUUUUCCGGUAACAAGAUGAAUUGAGAGUAGGCUGGGUUUUGUCGUCUUUGGUUUUGAUUUACUUUGAUUUGUUUAGUAGGAGUGGGGCUUUUUCUCAGAGAAAACUGGCCACUUUGUCUCACACAGACCCCUUUCUAUCAGCUUGGGUGGGCUGCAGGCGGCACAGCUCCGUCUGUUUGUAAAGGACAGUCAGAAGGCAUCAGUUCUUGAGACUUAACAGUCUCGGUCGGGUGUAAACCAGGCUUACAUUGAGGGACAUUUUGAGCUAGUGCAGAUUCUUUUCUGUAACUGAUUUUUCCCCAAAAAUAUAUUAAUUGAUCAUAGGAGAAUAUUUCCUAGAUAACUUGAAGUCAGCAAGAAAUUACUUAAAAAAUAUUUCAGGAGCUAUAACUAAAAGAAAAACUUGAUUAUCAUCUCUUUUGGGGAAAGAAUAACAUUUUUAAGUAGCCAUUGCAUUCCUUAUUUAUAAACAGUUUUUAAUAUUUUAGGUCAGGUCUACACAAGUCUGAAAGGUUAUUUUUACUUAAGUUCCAGCUUUGAGGGACUACUCAAAAUGAGCCACGUGGAAGCCCACCCCUUCUUCCUUCCUUCCCUCACACGCUCUGUCUCUUUGGCUUCCUGUUCUUUCAUGCAGAAGAUUAGUGGGAACAUUCACAGAAUGUGGACUUGUGGAUUGGUCUCUGUUUCUUCCUGCCAGAAAUCAUGUUUGCUGGAGCCGUAGACGGUGUAUCUGUGCAUGCUACCAAGCCGGGCACGGUGGCUGACUGUGUGGUCCCAGCUCCCAGCUACGGGGUAGGCUGAAGGUGGGAAGCUUACUUGAGCCCAAGAGUUGGGCUCCUGAGAGUUGGGCUCCCAAGAGUUGGGCUCCCAAGAGUUGGGCUCUCAGAUUGCUCCUGAGAGCUGCCACUGAUUCCAUCCCAGGUGACAGGCACGACUCUAUCUGGAGACUUAGCUGGUAGGGGGUGCUCCGGCCAGAGAGUUGAACAUCCAUGCUAAAUGGCACCCGUGAUUCUCUUCAGCUGAAACCCAUUUCUUAAGCUCUAAAUUCUUACGUAACUAAAUUUAGAGAAGUAGGGCAGAGGUUUAAAGGGAAGUCACUACCGACACAGCCUGAGUUUCCUUUACGUUCUCCAUGAAUGACUAAGAUGCUUUUAGGUAACUUUUGCAUGGCGCUGGUUCCGUUAAGGAGACGGCCGCCCGGCAUGUUAGUCUGUCCCUUCCAGGCCCUGUUUUCCAGCCUUUGCACAGUGGAGAAACUAUAAAGUGGGUCCGCUGUCAGAUUCCAUUUCAGAUGACCAGAGUCUAGCCCCACUCUGUUCUUGGUGGGUCUUCCCUUGGAGGGGUCAUUCUGAGUGGGUUUUGAGACCGAAACUGAGCGUGUCAUUGUGUGCUCAGCAAGCUCCAAAGGGGUCACGCGUGGUGUGCUGUGCUUCUUCAGGUGGUGAAAUAAGGGGAAUGCCAAGUAUGCAGAGAAGACCUCCCAGCAGAGGGUUCCAGGCGUCCUUUCCGUGUGACCUGUUGAACGGUCCGUUUCCCCCUGAUGUGAGGAGGCGACAGAGCACUUUGUUGACUUGGCGGCAGCGCACCCACAGGUGCUCACCAGAGUGGCUGGCUCUGGCAGUUAGUGACAGAAGUAACUCCACAAGCUUCCUUGGUUCUAGUUAUGUUUGGUCUUCGAAACUGACAAUCUUUAAAAUGUGAAUACUGUAACAAUAUGUUUUCUUGGAUUGUUGUCUUUAAAAAGGAUUUUUGUGAAGCAAUUGAUUUAUCAAAUCAAAAAAAUUAAAAACAGAAACAUGCUUUA
Nycticebus coucang (slow loris) is the source of this 4216-nucleotide messenger RNA. RefSeq names its product PBX/knotted 1 homeobox 1 (gene PKNOX1). The transcript has 12 exons. Gene Ontology annotation, biological process: angiogenesis; regulation of transcription by RNA polymerase II. The record is from RefSeq and is a predicted model, not a curated record. Gene Ontology annotation, molecular function: DNA-binding transcription factor activity, RNA polymerase II-specific; RNA polymerase II cis-regulatory region sequence-specific DNA binding. The coding region runs from base 183 to 1625 and encodes 480 amino acids. NCBI's taxonomy places the organism in Eukaryota, Metazoa, Chordata, Mammalia, Primates, Lorisidae.